AUGUCACGAGCAACAAUAAAUGGUAGUCGAGGUUUUUUAAUUGAUGGUUAUCCACGUGAAAUUAUUCAAGGUGAACAAUUCGAGCAUGAAGUUCAAUCACCCGAUCUUGUCAUUUAUUUUAAUGCUGAUAAGAAAACACUUUAUGAGCGUUGUAUGAAUCGGCAAAAAAUAAG
Molecule: messenger RNA, 173 nt
Organism: Loa loa (African eye worm)
Lineage: Eukaryota; Metazoa; Nematoda; Chromadorea; Rhabditida; Onchocercidae
Exons: 2
Biological process (GO): nucleoside triphosphate biosynthetic process
Cellular component (GO): cytosol; cytoplasm
Molecular function (GO): ATP binding; AMP kinase activity
Source: RefSeq, a predicted model, not a curated record